CCGCCGGCCACGUCGGUGGAUUCGUACAGCUCCUGGCGUCCGUUCGCCGUGUCCUUCCCCACCAGGAACAAAAUGCCGCAACCGGAAGGACGUAUAACAGAGUUAUUCUAGAGGUUGGUGACGACACGAGGUCGAGCUUCUCCGUCUCUCUAUGGUCCAACAAUACAAGCUCGACCAUAAUCGCUGGCGAUGUCUUACUGUUGCAGAAUAUUAAGAUAGUAGAGUUUAGAAAUGGCUUGGAGGGAAGAGCUUCUCAGAUGUCUGCAGUCCAAAUUUUGAUGAACUCUAAAGAUUUAGUGCAACCUGAAGGAAUUGACGAAUUCAUAAUUAAUUGCAAAGUCGGGAAUGCUACAAGAUCAAAAUUAAGAAGAGUGUCAGAGUGGAUCGUACACACCAAACGUACUCGUGCGGAAAAUCAUCAGCAGGUGAUGUUGAAGAAUUGGAAAGAAAGAAUGAAAAAUGAUUCGACAGACCUCUUGUCCAUCUCAGAACUACUACCUCAGAGCAAACCAUGUAACUUGAAUAUUUAUGCAUCUAUUGGCAAAAUUGUGUUAAUGGGUUCUCUUGGCCCUGAAAUGAAGGGGCAAUUAUCAGUCAUUGAGAAACAUUCCUUGAAUGGACAUAAUGAUAUUGUCAGAGAUUUUAUUACUACUGGAUGCAAGUUAUGUGGUUUACCUCUAUACCAAAAAAAUCUUCAUGGAGGCAGUACUUAUCCAAUUGAUUGCCCAGAUAAUCCAAAGUAUCUCCAUGUUGUUGGCCAGAUAUAUAAACCAUUCAUGAUCUAUGUGCAAGACCAAACUGGACAAGUUCCUGUGGUUGUGAAGAAUAAAGUUGCAGAGGCUUUAUUUUCUAAUAUUAGCGCAGAUGAUGUGUCCGAAUGCUACAAUAGCCGGCACUGCAUGCUGGUAGAUACUUGUGAAUCUGGCAGCUCAAGCACUUCCGGGAUGCUAGAUGGCACUGGCAAGAUAGGCAUUGCUAAAAGGAAGAGAACCAAAAGAAAGCUUGAUUUUCAUCUUAUCUGGCCCAUUCUUAUGAAAUGCGCCCUUCUUAUAAAAUGCCUGCUGAACCAAGGCAAGAAUAGUCCAUUCUGCUUCCAGAUUUCAGUCAACCCCGGGAAAAAUGUUGAGGAUGGACGAUUUGAACUGGUUUCUUUGACAAUGCCAAUACCAUGAGAUGGGAAUUCUUCUUUUACCACAUGUGUCGAACCAAACUAAUGGUCAUUAUGUGCUUCUAUCUACAAAAAGGGAGCUUUGCUGUUC
This is a messenger RNA of Triticum urartu, 1259 nucleotides long. RefSeq lists its product as uncharacterized. NCBI's taxonomy places the organism in Eukaryota, Viridiplantae, Streptophyta, Magnoliopsida, Poales, Poaceae. The record is from RefSeq and is a predicted model, not a curated record.